Penicillium hordei is the source of this 501-nucleotide messenger RNA. RefSeq lists its product as uncharacterized. The transcript is spliced from 2 exons. The coding region runs from base 1 to 501 and encodes 166 amino acids. The record is from RefSeq and is a predicted model, not a curated record. Lineage: Eukaryota; Fungi; Ascomycota; Eurotiomycetes; Eurotiales; Aspergillaceae.
AUGCCAAUCACUGAGGAAGUACUCGAGGCCACAACGCUCGGUCGCGCGAUCAACGACGCGUCCGAUCAGAGGCUGCGCGUGGUUCUCAAAUCCAUCUGCGCGAAAAACGACCAGGCUCGCAAAGAAGCCGAGAGUCACUUUCUGGUAAUGGCAACCGAUACCGAAGAGAGCUCUGAUAGCAAUAAGAGAGCAGUACCGCGCUACGCGGUUUGCAUCCAUUGCGAGAAGGAAUUCGAUGUUACGACUAAUACGGAGAAAGCCUGUCGAUAUCAUCCAGAGGAAAAUGAGCCCACUGGCGAAGAUCUUUUUGCUGACAAUUGGGAUGAGUUUGAGGUGGACACCGAUGGGAUGCGCAAGGAUUUCCCACACUGCUUUACGUUUACAUGCUGCGAUCAAAACCUUGAAGAUAACCCCAUUGGGUGUGUGACCGACUUCCAUCAAGAACAGUACCCUGAGAAGCCAUUGAAAAGGUCGAGAGCCGUUCGAGCCGGAGUAUCAUGA